Messenger RNA from Emiliania huxleyi CCMP1516, 762 nucleotides. RefSeq lists its product as hypothetical. The record is from RefSeq and is a predicted model, not a curated record. NCBI's taxonomy places the organism in Eukaryota, Haptophyta, Isochrysidales, Noelaerhabdaceae. The transcript has a single exon. Bases 6 to 722 code for a protein of 238 amino acids.
AGCGGAUGGUGUCCCUGUCGUCGGAGACGACUGACGCGGCGCUCGUACGUACCGUGGCGGGCGUGCUCGCAGAGACGGGCCCCGCCCGCACCGCGGCCCUCAAGCUCCGCCUGAGAGAGCGCGGCCGCCCCAUCCCCGGCCUGCUGAGGCUCCUCCGCCGGCACAGCACGACGUUCUCGGUGGAGCGGGGGGUGGUUUCUCUGUGCGACGCUGGCGUGCGCGUGGCGCGGCUGGCUGACGCUGCCCCGCCGCUAAUGCGGCUGCAGAAGCUGGCCCUCAGCGACCGCAUGGGUGGCGGCGCGCUACCGCCGCCGUCUGCCGUUCGCGAGGUGAUCCUCGUCGACAUGGACAACAAGGCGUUCAUGCUCGAGGCCUGCGCCGCCUAUGCAGCACGCGAUGGGUUCGACGCGUGCGGGACGCUCGUGCUCGGCUUCUGUGCCACCACGCACAACCCACGUCUAUCUGCCGCCGCAGCAGGCGAGCUGACGGCUCUCUCCGAUGCCGGCUGGCUCCGGCUGCUCACGCCGGUGCGGGAUACGGCCAACGCCGCGGACUUUGUCCUUGCCUUUUGGGUCGGCUGGCUGCACGGGCAGCUUCCACCUGGCGCGAGGUUCGCCCUCCUCUCGACCGACAUUCAUUUGGAUGCGACCGUCAUCGACUUGCUAUGCUCCCAAGGCCGCGACGCCGUCUCGAAUCCCGAUUGGCUGAGGCCGUCGUUGUAGCGACCAUGGUCCAUGGGGCGGGCUAGGGGGCGGGUCCCCG